AUGGCAGCCAAGAGGCCUUCUGUCGUGGAAGGCAACACUCCUGGUAAACCAUCGUGUAAGCGAACAGUAAAAGGCACUUCUAGGAAAAGCCUCUUUGGAUCGGAGGACGAUGAGAUACGGAAGAUACGUGCGAGUGGUUGGACAGAAAAGGAGGAAUCCUGUUUAGUUCAAUACAUAUGCCUGUUUUGGAGCAAUGCUUAUUCUGACGAAUGGCCAACAACAAAAGAUAUGGGAUUCUGGAAUGCUUGUGCAGAGGCUGUCAAUAAUGCUUGCAACUCAACAAGAACAGAUUUGUCAUUUAUUCAACUUAAAGGGCAGUUUACACUUGCAAUUUUUGCUGCAAUUUUUGGUGCGAUUUUCUUCUGAUUGAUGUGAAUGCCAGAGUGGAUGAAGACACAUAUACUCAGAACAUUAUUCAUUCUUAACUUAUCUACUCAUUCACAUGCAUCAGUUAAGUAGAAAAUCACACUACAAAUUGUAGCAAAAAUUACAAGUCUAAACAGACCUUUAGACAGUCUUUAACUCUCAAAUGCUUCAUGUGGUUAAUAAGGUUUAUGUUUGGGGGCAGGGCUCAGUUUUAUUUUAUAAAACUACAUAUUGAGUUCCGGUGUUGAAUGAAUAUCCACUGUGAAUAAGCAGGCUGGUGAAUCAGAUAGAUUUCUAUGAUAAAUUUUUCAAAAUGUAUAACAUUACUUUUUUCUUGACAGGUGGAGCAUGUCGUACAAGGGUAAAUAAGCACUUUUCUAUGAUAAAUUUUUCAAAAUGUAUAACAUUACUUUUUUCUUGACAGGUGGAGCAUGUCGUACAAGGGUAAAUAAGCACCUGGCUGUAAGGUACACAACAUUGUCUCAGGCUGAAGAAUUCUUACAAAUUGAUUACAUGUCAAAUGAUUUUGGUUGCUACAACACUGAAUGCAAAUCACCAUCUCCUAAACCAACUACCUCCAUUGAUGAUCUCUUAUCGACUUUAUCCCCUGUGUUUAAAUCCUCACCAAUUCCCAAGCAAGAGAAUAAAGCUCCUCAAUAUGUUGGUGAUGUUGUCCAGACAUUUUUAAAGUGUUUUCAAGGUUCGAUGUCAUCAAGGUUAAAAAUGCAAAUCAUGAACUACAUCUUUAAAUUGGUAUUAGUAGACAUCGGUGGAAUGGAAUACCUAAACUAUGUCUCUCCAGACUUUCUGAACAUAUGUUUCAGUUCAAUGAAGACAUUACAGGAGGAAAAGAAGCAUAAUCUAAUUCUAGAGUUGGGCAAGUGUUUCGAAAGAACGGAUGUGAAUCGUCGGUGCAGAAUGCCACUCGAUAGAAUGCCCUUUGGUCUUCUGGACUAUAAUAUUCGGGGUUUUUCAUCUAAUCGAACAAAUGCAUUAGGGUAUGAGGAACAUUACGGUUCAUGGCUUGAUACAAUGUUCUCCCAGUUUGGACAUAAAUGGUUGUGUCUUCAUAGAGGUCCAGCAUGGCAAUAUGAAGUGGAUGAAGCAGACGUCAAAGCAGAUGCCAACACUGCUGUUAAAAAUAAUGGAGAUGCCAGCACUGCUGUCGAAGAUACAGUAGAUGCCAAUGAUGAAACAGGAUUGAAUUCACUCAUGGAAAAAGCACUUCAGCAAAGUGGAAUUGACCUAAACACCUAUGAUGGAGAUGUUAAUGAUUUACAUGCUGCAGAGAAUAUGUUUCAGCAGUCAUCAUUACAAGAUGUGGAUUACGAUGAAUCACUUGAAACAUUGGAAAGCUCUUUUGCAGAAUUGGAAAGCUCUUUGGCAGAAUUCACACUUUCGAGUGGUUCAUCGUUAGAAAGUAGUUCAUCCAUGAAUGUUGGUGAGAAUUCCAGAAUAUGUGUGUCAGGUAAUGCCUUUCUAUAUAACUAUUUGGCAAAGGUUACUUUCAGGAUUGUAUAGCAACACAUUACCAGACUGAAGUUGGAAUAAUAUAACUUAUUGGAUUCAUAUGAGCCCAAUAUUAAGCAGAGACUUCAAUAUUGAAGUCAAGACCUAAAAUGUUGCCAUAAUAUGCAAAAAGAAAUCCAAUAGGUGUUUUAACAAUAUCUAAGUGGUGGAAAAAACAUAUUUAACCCUUUAAUGCGCAAUGCUCCCCCAUGUGUCCUACUUUUAAAUAGUAUUUAUUCUGUUUAUAUUGAUAUUUAUUUGUCAAGGGAAGAGUCUUGGACAUUAAUGGUUUAAUGUUCCAAUUCCUUUUCUUUACUUUGACAUAUUGUUUGUUGCGUAUUUAAAAUUGGAAACAACAGCUGAAAUGAUUUUAUAAACUAGGAAAAAAGCCACAAUAAGCUUACUGUCGAAUAUACUCAUUUUUAGUACUCUCCUGUCCAAAAUCAUAAAAUAUCAGAUCGGCAUGUGACCAUUUUUAAAACUUGUGACUGGUUAAUUGAAUGCGAAAGUAAUACUAUAACAUAUGAUAUUAUUAUUAUUAUAUGAUAUAAGAUAUGUAUUAUUACUGUAUUAUUCAGAAGAGAGCGUUUCAACUGUCGACUCUGCAACAAACCAGCUGAUAAAUCUUUCACACUUAUGGACCUAUGCAACAGACUGUGAGCAGAUUGAAAUAAUGCAUGGAAAUGCUGGACCGGUUCAAAUGGAGAAGCACCAUCAGGUUCGCCCAACCAAAUCCAAAGUCGUGAAACGUCAUCCAGCCAUCUUCAAUCCAUUAAAAGUAAGAUUAUUGUUAUAUGUGCUGUGUAAUGAUUGGAGAUUGUGCCAGAUUAUUGUAUUUGGCAGCGUUUGGAAUUGACUGCUAUAUAAUGAGUUAAUCAAUCCAUCAUGACAGGCAUCAUGGCAGUUUUAAAAAUUCGAGAAUGGAUUUACUUGGGAGUCAACUAUUUUUAUUCUCCUUUUCAGGGCAAGAUUAAUGUUGCUAGUUUGGGACCUAGAGCUUUACAAAAACGUGUCAAGUCUUCAGGUUUCUCAAGAACAGUUGAUGUGCAAGUGAGUAGAGCAAGUGAUUUAGUGUUUUUCCACCAUUAUUUCAACUCUAAAAAGUUACAGUCGAAUCGGGUGUUCUCUUGCGAGCAACAUUGCAAUAUUGUCCCACAAUAUUGCAAUUUUGGUAGGCAAAUUGCUCUGAGCAAAUUGCAACCGACGCGAACAAAUUGCAAGUUGAAAAUCCACAAAAGAUUUGUAAACAAAGCCUCUGAUUGGAUUAUAAGAAAGAGGGAAGCCAAUCAAAUAGUCUGAGUAACUGGAUUGGUGCUUCCCUCUUUCUUAUAGUCUGUUUACAAAUCUUUUGUGAAUUUUAACUUGCAAUUUGUUCGCGUCGGUUGCAAAUUGCUCAGAGUAAUCUGCCUAUCAAAAUUGCAGUAUUGUUGGACAAUAUUGCAAUGUUGCUUGCAAGAGAACAGUUUGACUGUAAUUCAUAUUGUUGUCUGACUUUCUAAUGUCAUUAAUGAGAAUACUAAUAACAUAAUAUUUGCUGUGUUGGUGUAGUGUACUCAGGUGAAUAAGAUGCUUGUGAUGUUACUCUGAGUGUGUAUCCACACCGGGCAGGCUUGAAAAAUAUGCUAGUAUUCCAAAGGUCGUAGGUUCGAAUCCCACCGUGGCCAGGCAUAUUUUUCAAGCCUGCCCGGUGUGGAUACACACUCAGAGUAACAUCACAAGCAACUAAUAACAUAUUUUGUAAGAUAUGUAUUAAGUAAAACUGAUGCACAAGGUCUGUAAGCUAAUUUCAAAAAUAUACGGUAGAUAGUAAGUAUAAUAUUGUGUGUUGUGAUGCAGGUUUGCAGUAACAUUUGCACAAAUGUUAAAAUUCUCACUUUCCUCUUACUGUAGAUGAAAGUCUUGAAGCAAGCUCAAAAAAGCAUCAGUAAUGGUCGGUGGUGGAUCAAAGCUGAUGCCUGUGAUGUUCGAAAGGGACUGCGGGAAAGUAUGCGGGGAAUUUGGGAAGGUGACGAAGAUUUUGGCGACGGUUUGCUGCAGCAAAUGUAUAGUGAAUACAAGUCACGGAAGUCAGUAGUGGAUGGUAUAGGAACAUCCAACAAGUUAGGCUCAAUGUGUAGUGAUUUGGAGAAAGUCAAGAAAGAGGUGUGUGACGAUUUUGAGUUCCUGACAGAAGGAAAUAAACAGUCCAACAAACUCUAUAAUCAAGUCCUCGAAAAAAAGGACAUUCAACCGAAAAGAAAUUGA
Molecule: messenger RNA, 4119 nt
Organism: Paramuricea clavata
Lineage: Eukaryota; Metazoa; Cnidaria; Anthozoa; Malacalcyonacea; Plexauridae
Source: the annotation of a GenBank genome assembly